UACUUGUUUUUCACCCUUUCUGGGUUUGUUCCAUUCAUCGAUUUAAGCCUUAGAUCCAAGGUCAGCGCUUUCGGUCCAAAUUGUGUUUCACGACUGGAAUAUAAAAGGCAAUUUCAGUUCCCUUUCAAGGCAAAUUUUUAUAGGUACCCAGAAAGGUAGCGCGUGACACCAACUGCAACUACAAUUUCCCCUACUUUAUUGUUUUCUUGCGCCCAAAGCUGGAAUCACCCGACUUCAAGAUGACGUGCCGCAAGGAAUUCAUCAAGCCCCGACGACCUACCCAAUUACUUUAUGUAAAUCUACAGAUUUCAGAUUCAUCCUUCACAAUUUCGAGAUCUCAGCAAGUGACACUUAACUCCAUAUUCUCAAAUUCAGAGAAAAUUCCUUUCUUGGUGAGAAUGGGUCGAGAGAAACAAAAUCCCAAGCGACCUGCAAUAUUCAUUUUCUGCACCAAAUCCCCACUCAAUCCAGCAGGAGGCAAGGAAUCCCAGGAGUCCCAAAUCGGGAUGACCAGAACCAUAUAAACAGCUAUGAAUCCUUGUGUGCUUCAUCUAAAAAAUCUUUACAAAAAUGGGCAGGUUAAGGUUAACCCAAUUGGUGAAGGUAACUGCAAAUCUCAAUAAGAGUAUGCAUCACAAACAGGGCAGAAAUUCAGUUCUGAUCUUCGACCUAAUCCUGGCAUCAGUAUGCAUAGUACUGGCCUGUUUCACCAUCUGUGUGUUCUGCAUCCUCAAGCAACUCCGAAUGAGGGUAGAAAAAGAUGAAGAAGAGGAGAACUCCAUGCACAAAUGUGCACCCACCCUGGCAUUUACAGAGGUAGAAAAGGCCACAGAUGGAUUCACCAACCGGCGUCUUCUGGGUCGAGGCCGGUAUGGGUCUGUUUACAAAGCCAUUUUUCCUGAUGGACAGGUAAUGGCCAUCAAGCGAAUCGACCCAUCUCAGGUACUUCGAUUUGCCGGCAAACCCACUGAGAUCUUCAGCUUUUCGGCAGAGAUCCGGGCCCUGUCUCGGGCCCACCAUCCGAACAUUGUGCCCCUAAUUGGGUACUGUGAGGCACCUGGUGAGAGGAUUCUGGCUAUGCCCUUCCAGCCGGGUAAGAGCCUUCAGUACCAUCUCCAUGAGGGCGGAGUGCUCUUUGGGUGGUCACAGAGGGUCAAGAUUUUGUAUGAAACUGCUCUGGGCAUUGAGUAUUUGCAUGAAGGCACUGCGCCCUUCAUCAUCCAUGGCAAUUUAAAGCCCUCCAAUGUGCUUCUGGACUCCACCUGGUCCGCCCGGAUUGUGGAUUUCGGGCUUGCUUUUUUGGCUCCCCCAAAUCAGAUGUCUGGGACUCUGGGCUACCUGGAUCCUGAGUACUAUACUGAUCUUAAUCUGGCCAAGGCUAGUGACAUGUAUAGCUUUGGUGUCCUUAUGCUCGAGAUGCUCAGCGGUAGGCCUUGCUUUGGGGGAGAUGAGAGGAAGUACAUCGUGGACUGGGCUGUGCCUCUGAUAAUGGCUUCCAGGACUGGUGAGGUUUUGGAUCCCAAAUUGGGCGUGCCUCGGAAUGUGGAACCAUUGAUCAGAAUGACUCAAUUGGCCUGUAGGUGUGUGAAGAGGUUGAGAAAGGACAGGCCCACCAUACUGGAGGUCGUUGUGGUGCUCAACAAGAUCGAAAUGGAUAUGGCGGCUGAAAUGGACUCUCCUAACAGAUUUUCUUCUGCAUACAAAAUGUCACCUUCUCGUCUUCUAGUCUAUUUUGCUUAGCAGAUUUUCUGAGUGUUUUGGGAACUGCUCUGAGAUGUUUAUGUUUUGUAUGUAUGGGGCAGUUGAAUCUCAGAAGCAUUUUGGUUUAGUGUGCGAAGCUUGUCAUGAUUCUUGAGUCAGGGUGUGCAGGUGCAGACGGUUUAGUGACUCUUUCGCUACAAGAUUUGUUCAAAGAAGGUUAGGAGAGCAAGGGAGUUCAUUGCCAAACUUAUUGGCAGUUGUUUAACAAAUUUGAAAAUUAGAAUGAUGGAUUCUGUUGUCUGUUAAAUAGAUUUGUUCAAAGAGGAUGUUGGGAGAGCGAAAGUUCAUUGUGAAGCUUGUUACCAGUUAUUCAACAAAUUUGAAAAUUAGAAUGAUGGAAUCUGAUGUCCAAUAAACAGAUUUGUUCAAAGACGAUAAGGUUAGGAGAACAAGGGAGCUCAUGGUCAAGUUCCUUAGCAGUCAUACAACAAAUCUGAAAAUAAGAAUGUUGGGUCUCUUGUUUGGUAAACAGAUUUGUUCAAAGAGAUAAGAUUAGGUGAACAAUGGAGCUUCUUAGCAGUCAUUCAACAAAUCUGAAAACUAGAGUGACAAUCCGUUGUUCAAUAAACUAUCUUUGAUUUCGUGAAUAUUAAAAUCCUUCAAAAAUUCUUCUUUCUA
Molecule: messenger RNA, 2379 nt
Organism: Cryptomeria japonica (Japanese cedar)
Lineage: Eukaryota; Viridiplantae; Streptophyta; Pinopsida; Cupressales; Cupressaceae
Product: serine/threonine-protein kinase-like protein ACR4
Exons: 1
Coding region: 571-1740 (389 amino acids)
Biological process (GO): protein phosphorylation
Cellular component (GO): plasma membrane
Molecular function (GO): ATP binding; protein kinase activity
Source: RefSeq, a predicted model, not a curated record